AUGAUGAUGAUGGUCUCUCGUUCUGCCGUCCUUGCUUGCCUCGUUCUAUGCAUUUUUCUUCCAUUGAACGAUGGUUUAAAAUGCUACUCAUGUACAGUUUGCAAUGAUCCUUUCAAUGAAGGCGAUAUGAAGAUAGAAGAAAAGCCUGAUAAUGAAGGUUACUAUUGCACAAAAAUCCAUGCUGGAAUCGCGGUAAACCGUGGUAUAUCGAAAAAAUGUGAUCCAAUCCAUGUGUUUGGCAAAGGUCAAUGGUGCUGUCAAAAAGACCUGUGCAAUCACAGCAACAAAAUAACAUCAACGAGUAUCAUAUUGUUUGCUUUGAUAAUGACUGUGUCAAUGAAGUUUUUCUAA
Adineta ricciae is the source of this 351-nucleotide messenger RNA. The record is from the annotation of a GenBank genome assembly. Lineage: Eukaryota; Metazoa; Rotifera; Eurotatoria; Adinetida; Adinetidae.